GUAUUGGCAUCAUGUCGAGCAUUUCUUCUAACAUCUCGGAUCCCCACCAAGCUAGAACUGACUUUCAGCUACUUGGAAAUCCAAGGAAUAACUUCCAGUAAACCAGGUCAGCUGAUCAUGGAAACGGAGAAAUGCACCAUUACCAUGAAGUUGGCGACCUCCGAGGACGUGAACGAGGUGCUGGCCCAUAUUGGAACCUGCCUCAGGAAGAUAUUCCCGGGGCUCUCGCCAGUGAGGAUUCUGAAAAAAGUAACUAUGGAGCCUUCAGAAAGACUGGCUAAUCUCCAGGCCCUGUGGGACAGUCAGACGGUGGCAGAACUUGGACCUUGUGGAGGCUUUUCACAGAUGUACGCAUGUGUUUGUGACUGGCUUGGGUUUCCCUAUAGAGAAGAAGUACAGUGGGAUGUUGAUACAAUUUAUCUGACACAAGAUACCAGGGAGCUGAAUUUGCAAGACUUCAGCCAUCUUGACCACAGAGACUUAAUACCUAUAGUUGCUGCUCUGGAGUACAACCAGUGGUUUACAAAGCUGUCCUCCAAGGACCUGAAAUUGUCGGCUGAUGUCUGUGAGCAGAUUCUGCGAGUGGUGAGUAGGUCCAGUCGCCUAGAAGAGCUGGUGUUGGAGAAUGCCGGGCUGAGAACAGAUUUUGCACAGAAACUAGCCAGUGCCCUAGCCCAUAAUCCCAGCUCAGGACUCCAUACGAUUAACCUUGCUAGCAAUCCACUUGAAGACAGAGGUGUAUCGUCUUUAAGUGUCCAGUUUGCCAAGCUUCCAAAGGGGCUGAAACAUUUAAACUUGUCUAAAACCUCCUUGUCACCUAAAGGGGUGAACAGCCUGUCCCAGUCACUGAGUGCCAACGCGCUGAUCGCCAGCACGCUCCUCCACCUGGACCUCUCAGGGAACGCUCUCCGCGGGGAUGAUCUCUCAAACCUGUACAAUUUUUUGGCUCAGCCAAAUGCACUUGUUCAUCUGGAUUUAUCCAACACGGAGUGUGCUCUAGAUAUGGUGUGUGGGGCUCUCCUUCGUGGAUGUCUUCAGCAUCUGGCUGUCCUUAGCCUCUCUAGGACACUCUUUUCUCACAGAAAAGGAAAAGAAGUCCCUCCGUCCUUCAAACAGUUUUUCAGCAGUUCACUUGCUUUGAUGCAGAUAAAUCUUUCAGGAACUAAACUCCCUCCUGAGCCUCUGAAAGCGCUUUUAUUAGGCCUGGCUUGCAAUCACAAUCUGAAGGAGGUGUCUUUAGAUCUCAGUAGCUGUGAGCUUGGUCACUGUUUGAGAUCGGGAGGUGCACAAGUCUUGGAAGGAUGCAUAGCAGAAAUACACAAUAUCACCAGCCUAGAUAUUUCAGACAAUGGCCUAGAAUCUGACCUCUCAACCCUUGUAGUCUGGCUUAGUAAAAACCGAUCGAUAAGACACUUGGCGUUAGGCAAAAACUUUAACAACAUGAAAUCCAAAAAUCUCACUCCAGUACUUGAUAAUUUAGUUCAGAUGAUUCAAGACGAGGAUUCACCCCUGCAGUCGUUGUCCCUCGCAGAUUCCAAGCUGAAGACUGAAGUCACCAUCAUUAUUAAUGCUUUGGGCAGCAAUACGUCUCUUACGAAAGUGGAUAUUAGUGGAAAUGCCAUGGGAGAUAUGGGAGCGAAGAUGCUAGCCAAAGCCCUACAGAUCAACACAAAGCUCAGAACCGUAAUAUGGGACAAGAAUAACAUCACUGCACAGGGCUUCCAGGACAUAGCAGUGGCACUGGAAAAGAAUUAUACUUUGAGAUUCAUGCCUAUACCUAUGAACGAUGCUUCCCAAGCACUGAAAACAAACCCCGAGAAAACAGAAGAGGCGCUGCAAAAGAUAGAAAACUACUUGCUUCGUAAUCACGAGACCAGAAAGUACCUGCAGGAGCAGGCGUACCGGCUGCAGCAAGGCAUCGUCACCAGCACCACUCAGCAGAUGAUUGACAGAAUAUGUGUUAAAGUGCAAGAUCAUCUCAACUCUUUAAGAAACUGUGGUGUGGAUGUUGUACAGGAAGAUGUCAAAUCUGCAGAAAGGCUUAUGAGGGACGCGAAGAACUCCAAAACGCUGUUACCAAAUCUGUACCACCUUGGUGGAGCUUCUUGGGCAGGAGCAAAUGGUUCACUUUCCAAUCCAAUCCAAAUGACUCUUGAAUCCAUGGCUGGAGAAGUCACAAGAGUUGUUGAUGAGCAACUUAAGACACUGCUUGAGUCUAUGGUGGAUGCAGCAGAAAACCUUUGCCCAAACGUAAUGAAGAAAGCUCAUAUCCGGGAAGACCUGAUCGAGGCUAGCACUGAGAAGAUUUCCAUCCCACGCACUUUUGUGAAAAACGUCCUUUUGGAGCAAUCUGGAAUUGAUAUCCUCAAUAAAAUUAGUGAAGUAAAGCUGACAGUGGCCUCUUUUCUGUCCGACCGAGUUGUAGAUGAAAUCCUGGAUGCACUUUCCCACUGCCAUCACAAAUUGGCUGACCAUUUGACCAGACGUGGCAAACCACUUCCAUUACUGGAGAUUAAUUUAGCUGAAGAAAAACCUACUAAACGCUCUAUUAUCACGGUUGAGGAGCUGACAGAGAUAGAACGUUUGGAAGAUCUGGAUACUUGUAUGACUCUCUGCUGUACAAGUAUGACUCCUAAAUCAAAAAGGAAAAGCAUCCACAGUAGAAUGCUUCGGCCUGUGUCUAGAGCUUUUGAAAUGGAAUUUGAUCUAGAUAAAGCACUGGAAGAAGUACCUAUCCAUAUAGAAGACCCACCAUUUCCUUCCAGCAGGCCAGACAAGAGAACUUCUGGAUUCAUUUCAGAGCUGCCAUCAGAAGAAGGGAGAAAACUAGAACACUUUACAAAAUUAAGGCCCAAAAGGAAUAAAAAGCAGCAGCCCAGCCAAGCAGCAGUGUCUGCUGGAAUGUCUCAAGACGGAGAACAGAAUGGCCUCAUGGGGAGAGUGGAUGAAGGUGUGGAUGAAUUUUUCACCAAGAAAGUGACAAAAAUGGAUUCAAAGAGACCAUCAACAAAAAGUUCAGACAGCAGUGAGCCCAGUGAAGCAGGUGAAGAGAAGAAGAAAAGGGAUUCCAGGAAGAGUGGCUUUCUUAACUUAAUCAAAUCACGAGGCUCCAAAUCUGAACGUCCUCAGACUGUUUUGGUGUCAGAGGAGCCCUCCUCACCCAAGGCUGCUGCAAAAGGUUCAGCUGUGGACGCAAGUAAGAAGGAGGCCAAACCUGCAGAGCAGAAUGGUGGUUCAGAGCGGUCUGAGGAGCUAAAGACGCCAGACUCAAUCGAGGAGGUACAGCCAGAUGAUGCUGUGAAGGCCGAGAGAGGUGACAGCAAAGGAAGCCCACAAGGGGGUCGGAGGUACGGCGUGCAGGUGAUGGGCAGCGGCCUGCUGGCAGAAAUGAAAGCCAAACAGGAGAAGAGAGCAGCCUCUGCCCAGAAGAAACUUGGGAAUGACAUAACUCCCAGAGACUCUUGUGACACAGCGGUGAGCUCCGAACGACUGGAUGGAAGUGGUACAGUGCCUAAACUCCAGCAGACUCUUCCAGAGAAUCGGUUCACCCCAAGUAAAGGUGACUCCAUCUCAGCAUCAUCAGAAAAAAAUGCAAAAGCUGAACCAAAGGCAGAAGCUGGCACAAAGGCAAGAGGUUCUUCCAAUGCUCCUACCAGCCCCAAGCCCCCUCUGCAGCCCUCCAAGCCCAGCCUGGCGGCACGGCCCACGCUCCCGCAGAAACCCCGUUCUGCCUCUCGCACUGGUGAGCAGCUCUUGGGGGCUUUGCUUCUCCUUGGCAGGGUCCUUUUGGAGCUGAUCCUCUGGGUUGUGAAGGAGAGACCCACGGCCCAGCCCUGA
Molecule: messenger RNA, 3837 nt
Organism: Tinamus guttatus (white-throated tinamou)
Lineage: Eukaryota; Metazoa; Chordata; Aves; Tinamiformes; Tinamidae
Source: RefSeq, a predicted model, not a curated record